AUGGCCGGCUACGCCAUCUGCCCCGUCGACCCGGCCACGGCCACGGCCGCCAUCGACGCCCUCGCCGUCUCGCUCGGCGACGCCUCGUCCACCGCCGCCGGCGCCGCCAACAGCCUCACGCUGUCGGUCCUCGUCCCGGCCACGGUCGGCACGAGCCUGUGCGCCUUCUCGGCCGCCGCCUUCAACCAGUUGAUCGAGGCGCCGUACGACGCCCAGAUGGCGCGCACGCGAGCGCGCCCGUUGCCCAAGCGCGUCGUGACGCCCCUCCACGCGGCGACGUACGGCGCCCUGACGGGCACGGUCGGCCUCGCGACCCUGUACGCCAUCAACCCCCUGUCGGCCUUCCUCGGCCUGUUCACCAUCGUCCUGUACUGCCCGCUGUACACCAUCUCGAAGCGCCACUCGAUCUACAACACGUGGCUCGGCGCCCUCGUCGGCGCCCUCCCGCCUUUGAUCGGCUGGGCGGCGUGCACCAACUCGGUCGACCCGUGGACCCAGCCCGGCGCGUGGGCCCUCCCCGCCCUCCUGUUCGCGUGGCAGUUCCCCCACUUCAUGAGCCUGUCGCACACGCUCCGGUCGUCGUACGCCUCGAGCGGGUACCGCAUGCUCGCCGUCCUCGACCCGCGCAAAAACGCCCUCGUCAGCCUGCGCUACUCGCUCGCCAUCCUCCCCCUGUGCGCCGCCUUCCCGGCCCUCGGGUUGACCAACGCCGCGUUCGCGUGGCUCACGCUCGCGCCCAACGGCCUCCUCGCCGUCACGGCGUGGCGGUUCUGGCGCAGGCGCGAGGAGCGCCGCGCAAAGGAGCUCUUCUGGGCCAGCCUCAUCCAUCUCCCUCUCGUGCUCGCGCUCGCCAUGGUGUGCAAGAAGGGCCUUUGGGGCGACGACGUCGACGAGGCGGACCGAGAGGUCGACGAGCAGGUGCUCGCCGACUCGGCGGCGGCCGCCGCAGUGGCGGCGGGACCGCGCACCGAGGAUAGCGCGGUCGAGCGGGUUUAG
Molecule: messenger RNA, 996 nt
Organism: Rhodotorula graminis WP1
Lineage: Eukaryota; Fungi; Basidiomycota; Microbotryomycetes; Sporidiobolales; Sporidiobolaceae
Exons: 2
Coding region: 1-996 (331 amino acids)
Biological process (GO): heme biosynthetic process
Cellular component (GO): membrane; mitochondrion
Molecular function (GO): protoheme IX farnesyltransferase activity
Source: RefSeq, a predicted model, not a curated record